CUCAAAGCGGCGUUGAAAUCGCCGGCAGAGAUCGAUGAAUUGCGACGAAGGAGGAAAGGCAAGCGUUUGGCGGCCUACCAGGACAAUCAGAAUACUUUGAUCGAAUAUCUUUUGAAACCCAUGGAAGAGCAUACCCAGGAUGCUCGCGCAGAGGAAGAUGCUGCCCGCCUUCCGGUCAAGAUUGCUGUGUGGGCUAGUCUGGUCGUUAAUGCAUGUCUUUGCGUUUUACAAUGUAACACGCGCGUUUUCACGCGUCUCUAGAAUUUCACAAGCUUCGACAGUGUAUGCCGCCAUCUCUUCUCUCUCGCUUUCGAUUCUUGCCACGGCAAUUGAUGCGGUCUUCGACAUCGGGAGCAACAUCCUCCUCUUCUGGCUCCACAAGAAGGCUGAUGGGCUAGAUGAGAACAAAUGGCCUGUCGGCGGAGCCCGCCUGGAAACUAUUGGAAAUAUUGUCUAUGGCUCUCUUAUGGGCUCUGUUAACCUAGUAGUCAUCGUGGAAUCAGUCCAGUCGCUGAUCACCAAGAAAAACGACAACCUGAAGACAUUCUUCCUGCCCUCCAUCUUGGCAGUCGCGGCAGCUCUGGCGGCAAAACUCGUUCUGUUCGUGUACUGUUUUUCUCUGAGGAAGAGAUCGAGCCAAGUCCAUGUCCUUUGGGAGGAUCACCGAAACGAUUUAUUCGUGAAUGGCUUCGGUAUAUUGAUGUCUUGUGGCGGCAGCAAACUACGAUGGUACUUGGACCCGAUGGGUGCUAUCAUCAUUGCUCUAGGCGUAAUCGUUUCCUGGAUACUGACGAUCCACGGUCAAUUCGAGCUGUUGGCGGGGAAAUCAGCGCCGUUUGAGUUUCUUCAACUCCUGGUAUACAAGUCCUCGACAUUUAGUCCCGAGAUCCAGAAGGUCGACACUGUACGAGCUUACCAUAGCGGACCUGACUAUUUCGUCGAGAUUGAUAUCGUCAUGGAUGCGAGCACCCCGCUGUCGAAAGCACACGAUAUCAGCCAAGCACUGCAGGACAAGAUUGAAGUUCUCCCGAACGUUGAGAGAGCGUUCGUGCAUGUAGAUUAUGAGACAUCACACACCCCGGAGCAUCGAAAGACUAGAUUAUCAGGAUAACGAUUUUGUCCCUCUGUCUGCAACAUAGUUUUAUUCAAGCUUGCAUUCAGUGUUGUAUCAGAACGCCAACGGUUGAUCAGACACUAUUAGGGGUACCAUACCUCACUCAGCUUUCUUCGAGCCACAUCUUGC
Molecule: messenger RNA, 1243 nt
Organism: Mycena citricolor
Lineage: Eukaryota; Fungi; Basidiomycota; Agaricomycetes; Agaricales; Mycenaceae
Source: the annotation of a GenBank genome assembly